Molecule: messenger RNA, 2150 nt
Organism: Sceloporus undulatus (fence lizard)
Lineage: Eukaryota; Metazoa; Chordata; Lepidosauria; Squamata; Phrynosomatidae
Gene: LRRC47
Product: leucine rich repeat containing 47
Exons: 7
Coding region: 53-1867 (604 amino acids)
Biological process (GO): phenylalanyl-tRNA aminoacylation
Molecular function (GO): RNA binding; phenylalanine-tRNA ligase activity; protein binding
Source: RefSeq, a predicted model, not a curated record
GCGGAAGCGGGGUUGUCUGCCUGUCCCCGGAAGGCGUUCUGGGGCUGGGGAAAUGGCGGCGCCGGAGGAGGAGGAGGAUCCGUGGCCGGAGGUGUUGGAGCCGGGGCCGGCGGCUCUUCCUCGGCGGGAGCUGAGCCUGGAGCCGGGGGAGCCCCUGGAGCGCCGCGUCCGUUCCUCCGAGGGCCGCCUUCCCGCCGCCUUGGGCCGCCUGGGCGCCGCUCUGCGCCGGCUGGAGGUGCGCGGCUGCCUGGCGCUGAAGGAGCCGGGCCCGGCGCUGGGGCUGCUGUCGGGGCUGCAGGUGCUGGCGCUGCCCGGCUGCGGCCUGGGCCCCCAGGGGUUCUCGGCCUCCGGGCGCCUGCUCCCGGCCUCCCUCCGCACCCUCGACCUCUCCGCCAACGGCCUCGAAGAGCUCCCCCUCGAACUCGGAGGCGGAGGAGAAGGAGGCGGAGGAGAGGGCCAGGGCGCCGGAGCCUCUGGGCCGCUGCUUCCCGAGCUGCGCCUGCUCAACCUCCGCCGCAACCGGCUCCGCGCCCUGGGCCCCGGCCUGGCCCUCCACGCCCCGGCCCUCCAGGAGCUGCUCCUGGCCGGCAACGCCCUCCGCCGCCUCCCGGGCGCCAUGCUCCCCGGAAACACCGGCCUCCCUCCGCCGCCCCGAGCCCCGCGCCAGGCCCCGGCCCCCGCCUUGGCCCUGCUGGCCACCCUCGAGGCCUCCGGGAACCAGAUCCAGGAGAUGGACCCCUCCAUCGCCAGACUCACGGGCCUCAAGACCUUGGACGUCUCCAACAACCAACUGUCCGAAAUCCCCGUGGAGCUGGCCGACUGCCCUAAGCUGAAGGACCUCAAUUUGAAAGGAAACACCCUGAAGGACAAAAGGCUGGAGAAGAUGGUGAACAGUUGCCAGACGAAAUCCAUCCUGGAGUACUUGCGGGCCGGGGGCCGAGGGGGCGGCAAGGGGAAAGGCAAGCAGGAUGGUCCAGAAAGGGAAGAGCCAAGGAAGAAGAAAAGAGAGAGGGCCAGGAAGAAGGCAGGCAGUGACGCCGAGGAGGAGCUGGAGGAGGCCCAGAAGCUGCUGCUGAAGAUCCUCCACAUUGCCGAGAACCCGGCGCCCGUCGUAGUCAAAGCCAGCCCCAGCGUCAAAGAGGUCCGGCCGUACAUCGUCUGCUGCGUGGUGAGAGGAAUGAAUUUAAGCCCAGGAAACACCUUGAAGAGGUUCCUUUCUGUCCAGACUAGACUCCAUGAGGACGUCUGUGAGAAACGGACGGUGGCCACCAUCGCCACACACGACUUGCGGCUGGUGAAAGGUCCUCUUCUGUAUGACGUCCAGCCGCCAGAUGAUUUGAAGAUCACCCCUUUGGGCCGGAAGGAGGUGAAGGCGAAAGACCUCCUGCGGCAGCUGCAGUCUGAAGCUGAGGAACAGCGGAAACAGAAGAAGAGGCAGAAUAUCUCUGGAUUGCACAGGUACCUUCAGUUACUCAAUGGGAAGGAAAACUACCCCUGUCUCAUCGACGCCGAGGGCACUGUGAUUUCAUUCCCGCCAAUCACAAACAGUGAGAAGACAAAGCUUGGGAAGAACACAUCUGACCUGCUUCUGGAAGUCACGAGUGCCACAAGCCUCCAGAUCUGCAAAGACAUCAUGGACACCCUCAUUCUGAAGAUGGCAGAGCUGAACAGGUCUGCUUUGGGGAACAUGGAUGGGGAACCAGGUUCGGAUCACGACUCCAAUGACGAAAACGCCAGCGUUCCUGCCACCUCGCCUCUGGUCUUGGAACAGGUUCGGGUCGUGGACACGGAUGGGAACCUGAAGGUCCUCUAUCCCUCCAAAACGGACCUGGGCACAGUCUCGUCUCUCGUCACCGUCAUCCAUUGAGCGCCUUUGGCUCUCUCCUCCCGUCGUGGGGUAUGUCCUACAAGCGCCUGUGCGCAGCAGCCUCACUUUGGGACAGUUUUUAAAAUACAAAGCGGCAAAAUAUAUCAGUCACCUUGCUCUGGUGGGAGGGUCGGGGGGGUUCAUGCGACGGUUGGCACAGCAGGGUUUUGUGGCCUCAAAAGAGACUCGAAGCCCCGCUUGGUUAAUAAAACAUGAGCUGCCACCCAUAAUCAAUACGUGAAUGAAUUUUAUUAAACAAAACACACCAGAUGCCUUCUCUUCA